AUGCCUCCAAAGAAACAAGUUGAAGAGAAAAAGAUCCUUCUUGGUCGUCCAGGUAACAACUUGAAGUCUGGUAUUGUUGGUCUUGCCAACGUUGGUAAGUCGACUUUCUUCCAGGCCAUUACCAGAUGUCCAUUGGGUAACCCAGCCAACUACCCGUUCGCCACUAUUGAGCCAGAAGAGGCCCGUGUUCUUGUUCCAUCUCCAAAGCAGGAUAAACUUGUUGAGAUCUACAAGCCAAAGAGCGGUCCUGUUCCAGCUUACUUGACCAUUUACGAUAUUGCUGGUUUGACCAAAGGUGCCAGUGCUGGUGAGGGUUUGGGUAAUGCGUUCUUGUCCCAUAUUAGAGCCGUUGAUGCUAUCUACCAAGUUGUCCGUUGUUUCGACGACGCCGAGAUUAUCCAUAUCGAAGGUGACGUCAACCCAGUUCGUGACUUGGAGAUCAUCCACAACGAGUUGAGACUUAAGGACAUUGAAUUUGCUGAAAAGCACUUGGAAUCUGUCUUGAAGAUCACAAGAAAGGGAGGUCAAUCUCUUGAGGUUAAACAGAAGAAGGAGGAGGCUGCCCUUGUGGAGAAAAUCAUUGAUCUCUUGCAGAAUGACCAGAGAGUUGCCAACCAAAACUGGACCUCCAAGGAAGUUGAAAUCAUCAACACCAUGCAGCUUUUGACCGCUAAGCCAGUCAUUUACCUCAUUAACUUGUCUGAGAAGGAUUACGUCAGAAAGAAAAACAAAUACUUGGUCAAGAUCAAAGAAUGGGUUGACACUUACUCACCAGGUGAUGUCAUCAUCCCAUUCUCUGUCUCCCUCGAGGAGAGACUCUCUCACAUGGAGACCGAUGAGGAAAGAGCUGCUGAGGAGGAGAGAGUUGGUGCCAAGUCUGCAUUGACCAAGAUCAUCUGGACCAUGAGAGAGAAGUUGGAUUUGAUCAACUUCUUCACCUGUGGUGAACAAGAAGUUCGUGCAUGGACUAUCAGAAGAGGUACAAAGGCCCCACAAGCUGCUGGUGUCAUCCACACUGAUUUCGAGAAGUCCUUCAUCUUGGCCAAUGUUAUCAAGUACGAGGAUAUUGUUGAAUUGAAGGAUGAAACUGCUGUUAAGGCUGCAGGUAAAGUCAUGACAAAGGGUAAAGAUUGGGUCGUUGAGCCAGAUUCCAUUAUCAACUUCCGUGCUGCUUUGGCAAAGAACUAA
Messenger RNA from Williopsis jadinii, 1188 nucleotides. RefSeq names its product Obg-like ATPase (gene OLA1). The record is from RefSeq and is a predicted model, not a curated record. NCBI's taxonomy places the organism in Eukaryota, Fungi, Ascomycota, Saccharomycetes, Phaffomycetales, Wickerhamomycetaceae. The coding region runs from base 1 to 1188 and encodes 395 amino acids. Gene Ontology annotation, cellular component: cytoplasm. The transcript has a single exon. Gene Ontology annotation, molecular function: ATP binding; GTP binding; ATP hydrolysis activity.